CUUCCAAUGGGAGAGGCAGGAAACCCAGUUGCCUUGAGGUGGAAUUUGGCAAGUUUAAUGAAGAUAUUACCUGGCAUGGCUUCCUGUAUUAGGAAAGACUGGACUUAAUGGCCCAAGAGAUCCUUUCUAAUGACAGUUCCCCUCAGAUCAGUUUGCUUGUCAUUUCUGCUAAAAUGCCAACGUAUUUGGAGGGAAUACUGGCAAAUGGGAAAAAAAUGCCAGUUUCUUGUAUAACGCUGUGGAGCUCUUCCAGAACCCCCUGGCUGAUUUGGCUGGAGGAGGUGAAGCCUUGGCAGGAUCUCCAUCACUCGGGAGUUGCUAAUGAUACACAGGGUGAAAUCUUGGCCCCUGUAAAGUUGAUAGAAGUUUUUCUGUUAGUUUCUGUGAGGCCAGGAUUUCACCCUGGAAAGGGAGUCAAAAGUACAUGCAUGCUUUCAGAGACAGCGGCUGAUUAAAUACAUCUGGUGCACUGCUCUUUUAUCAAUCAUUGAUAAAAUAGUGCCUUUUAAAUAUAAACUUCGGGCAAGCUUAACCGCAAAAUUCAAACAUGUCCUUUUACAAGCCUUAAAAGCAAAAUCUGUCUGCUUUUUGUCUGAAAAGAACAGAAAUCAUGGUAAAAAAUAACACAUACACAUACCCACCCACUCCAAGCCCCUGCAGCAUUUGAUGUCCCACUGAAAUGAGUGAUUAAAGCAUAGUUAAAGCCAGUUAAAAUAUUUCUAGCUGACAGAUAAAACUUUAUCCUCUAAGGAUGUAAUCUAAAACUAUGUUCCUCCUCGUUUAAUUGCUGAGCAGUCAAACGCCAGCCAGGAGUUCAUCUGGGUGCCGGCGCGGCCGGUGCUUCGGCAGAGCCCCCCCGCCCCGCCGGGCAGCGGGCAAGCGGCGUGCUCCCAGGCCCCACACAGGGCGCCCCGGUACCGCCGACCCCCGGGCGCGGGGCAGCGGCCCGGCAGAUGCUUCUCAGGCCCCGGGGCUCACCGGCCGCGGCCCGGGCGUGCUGGGCUGCGCAGCCCCACCUGGUGCAUGACCUGGGCGAGCGCGGCUUUUUCUGUACCGACUAAACCGCCUUUAUCUCAGCCCAAGAGUUUUCUCACUUUUACCCCUCCAGUCCUCUCCCCCAUCCCACCGUGCGGGGGGUGCGCGAGUAUCGUCGCCAGCCGGGGUUAAACCACGACAAGGAGACACGCACGUCGCGUAUCCCCCCCGGCGCAUCUCUGAAACGGGCAUGUGAACCGCGCAGCGCCGGCCCGCCGAGCCAAACCGCGGAGGGCUGGGCAAGCGCGGGGGUGCCCUGCCCAGCCCGGCCUCUGACGGACAGCCUUCCUCCCGGCCGCCCUCCCAAACCGAGCGGGACCUUCCCCGGUGAGUGCCGCCCCGCCCGCGGCAGCUCCCGCCGCUGAAUUUGCUUCGGUCCCUUAAUUGUUUCGCUCUCACCAAGAACUUUGUUUACAGUCCCUUGUGCAGCGAGCUGCAUCCCACUCUUGUGCUUACUCCGGGCGAGUGUCCGCCGCAGUCCCGUCCGGCACUCGGGAGGAAACUUCCAUGCUAGAAUAUUGUCACCUCCAAUUCAUCAUUCGUCAACAUCUGACACUUCAAAGCCUGGAGCAGCUCUUACUGCUGCAUGACUCUGCCUUGAACUGACAUACGAGAUAUCUUAAGCAGUCUUCCUCUGCUUACUGAUCCAAGGGAUUUGUUACGAUGGAUUUCUCAUGGACCUGUGCAACGUGUGUUCAGCAGAGCCUGCUCUAGCCUGGGAAUUGAGGAAGUCAAGACAAUCAAGAUGACAAAUGAACCUAUUAAAGAGAUCCUGGGUGCUCCAAAGCAUCCUGAUUCUGUAACCAUGGAGAAGAGUAAUAACAAUGACUGUGUGAUAACCACCAUUCCUCUCGUCAGUGAAUGCCAGCUGACUGCAGCAACAGGGGGAGCAGAACUCUCCUGUUACCGCUGUACCAUUCCCUUCGGUGUGGUUAUCCUCAUAGCCGGCAUUGUGGUUACUGCUGUGGCAUACAGCUUCAAUUCCCAUGGAUCAAUCAUCUCAGUGUUUGGAUUAGUCCUCUUGUCAUCAGGACUCCUUUUGCUGGCUUCUAGUGCAGUGUGCUGGAAAAUCCGGCAGCAAAACAAGAAAGCAAAGAGGCGGGAGAGCCAGACAGCACUUGUGGCAAAUCAGCGAACCUUGUUCGGUUGAAGACAACCAAGAGAAGGCUGGACGGAAGACAGAGCCUUUGUAAGUCAACUUGACUAUUUAUCAGUAGGAGAGAUUGCAGGUUUUAAUUUAACUUUGGAAAUGAACUGAAAUGAAAACAGAAUGGAUUAAGAAAUACUCUUAAAAACUCUGCAAGUGCCCUUAAUGUUUUUCUUACUGCAGACUUGGUAGUGAUUCUUUACAAGACGGAGGAAAAAAACACUUUUCCUUCACAGAAAACAGUGUCGUCAUGACCGCAAUCGCCAUAACUGCAUUCUCCAGCAUGCUGAUCAUGUUGGAAAGGGAACUUGGAGAAUUAAGAAAAUAAUUUUAACUGACUUAAAAUGCCAGAGAUCUUCCUAAAAUACACACUGUGAUGUUUGACCAAGGGAGAAGUCAUAGCAUGUGAAGUGACUACAAGCUUAUGGCCAGAUUGUCUGUGACUUAAAUUGUAGCUUAAAAAAAAAAAACCCAAAAAGCAAUAACAGCCACACACACUGCAGAUUGCUCAAUAAGCUGAUUCUUAUAUUUUAUGUAACUUUCCCCUCCCAAUAUCUGUGGUACUUUCCCCCUUUUUUUAAACCAACUAAUAUUAAUUUUGUUUUACUAUUGGGUAGAAAUAUGUAGAAAUGUAUAAUUAUAUUGUCUAACCUAAAUAACGAGGUAUGAUAAUAGCUUAAAACAUGAGACUUUUUUUGUAAAUUAAAGUGGUCAGGUUUAGCACUUUUGAUUAUUUUGCUAUAAAAUUAAAAAAUAAAUUUCAUUCAAAUAAUA
Molecule: messenger RNA, 2956 nt
Organism: Falco peregrinus (peregrine falcon)
Lineage: Eukaryota; Metazoa; Chordata; Aves; Falconiformes; Falconidae
Gene: TMEM100
Product: transmembrane protein 100
Exons: 3
Coding region: 1781-2185 (134 amino acids)
Biological process (GO): cellular response to BMP stimulus
Source: RefSeq, a predicted model, not a curated record